UUCGAUAUUUUUUCAUUAUCAAAACGCGUUUCAGAUCUCGUUUUGAUCAUUGUUACUCGAUCGACUACGUUGCUGUUGAAAAUGAUUUGAUUUUUCCAGUGAAGUUGUUCGUGAUCGUGGAAAUAAAAAUUAAAAGGUUGAACGAGUAUUUCUUUAAUUGACGAAAUUUUAGUCGACGAUCGAAUCCUGUGAUAUUUUGCAGGAAGUUAGACAAAGUUGAAGACCUUAUCAGGAAAAUAAUUUUCAUCGAGGAACCGUUCUUUAAACGUCACAGGGUUUAUUUCAAGAGAAAUAAUGUUUCCGCGAGGAAGAAAGAUUCAGUUGAUACCGUGUUUCGGUAGCGUCGAGAUCGUAACGUGUUUAUGGAUCGCGUGUGCGGUUUUAACCCUGGUCGCUUCCCAGCCAAACUUCUACAUCGGACGAUAUGGUAAACGACAGGAACCACGUGCAGAUUCUUUGUUCGUGUCGGGGAGCAGGUACGGACGUAGUCAAAAUUUGCAAAAGAGCAGCGAAUAUUUACCAAAAUUGGUGGAAGUGGUGCCAAGAAUGGACCGGUUCUUUCUGGGUAGUCGAUACGGCAAACGUUCACCUUUGGAUUAUCGAACUGUAUCUUCCGUAAAUCGAUUCAGCGCUGUUCUAAAUUUCAUGGAUCAAGUUAAUCACGUUAAUCUCGAUCGAGACAACGACGCGAGGAAUGGAAACGAUCUUGUUCUUCUAUCCUAAGACUAUCGUUUCGUUGACACGUACGACGACUCGUUGACUAUUUCUCCUGCAAACGAAACGAAAAGAAAAUAGCGACGAGAAGAUGAGAAGAAAAUAGCGAACGAAAGAGACGCGAGACAUUUGAGUGUGAACACGUUUCGAUUUUCUAACUAGGUUCUCUGUUUUAAUGAUUCAUUGUUCUUAAUCGAGUUAAAUAGUGUACAAAAUUUUGAGUGAAGUCGAUCAGACACGCUGAAGACGAAAAUAUAAGCUU
Messenger RNA from Osmia bicornis bicornis, 976 nucleotides. RefSeq lists its product as uncharacterized. The coding region runs from base 295 to 723 and encodes 142 amino acids. The transcript is spliced from 4 exons. The record is from RefSeq and is a predicted model, not a curated record. Lineage: Eukaryota; Metazoa; Arthropoda; Insecta; Hymenoptera; Megachilidae.